AUGGCAGACGGGAAGGCGGGAGAGGAGAAGCCUGAGAAGCCGCAGCGAGCCGGAGCCGCCGGAGGACCUGAAGAAGAAGCAGAAAAACCUGGGAAAACUAAGACUGUUUCUUCCAGUAAUGGAGGGGAAAGUUCCAGUCGCAGCGCUGAAAAGCAAUCAGCUGAAGACGAAGCUGCAGACCUCCCAACAAAGCCUACAAAGAUGUCCAAGUUUGGAUUUGCCAUAGGUAGUCAGACGGCAAGGAAAGCAUCCGCCAUCUCCAUUAGACUUGGAGCAAGUAAGCCUAAGGAAACAGUUCCAACUCUUGCUCCAAAAACUCUUUCGGUGGCAGUAGCUUUCAAUGAAGACGAAGGACACACCAACAUCAGCCGGACCAAACUCCUUUAAUAAAGGAAAGCAUGGCUUUUCUGAUAACCAGAAGCUGUGGGAGCGAAAUAUAAAAUCUCAUCUUGGAAACGUCCAUGACCAAGACAAUUAAGUGAAGAGUUCUGAGAUUGGGGUGUGGGUGGGU
Messenger RNA from Grammomys surdaster, 511 nucleotides. Its product is annotated as PEST proteolytic signal-containing nuclear protein-like. The transcript has 2 exons. The coding region runs from base 1 to 387 and encodes 128 amino acids. Gene Ontology annotation, biological process: proteasome-mediated ubiquitin-dependent protein catabolic process; protein ubiquitination. Gene Ontology annotation, cellular component: nucleus. Lineage: Eukaryota; Metazoa; Chordata; Mammalia; Rodentia; Muridae. The record is from RefSeq and is a predicted model, not a curated record.